UUCCCCCCUCUUCUUACGCUUUCUUCACACUUAGGUCGUUGUUGGUUCACUUCGCACUCUGCAUUAGUUCCAUUUCAUAAGCGCUGGAUUGAUCAAGUUGCCCUCCCUUUCUUCACUUCUUGUCGGGUCGUUUUCGGUCUCUUGAAGCCAAGGGGUUUUGCGUCGUAUUGUAUUAUAUAGCCGCUGUGCUCCUUUCUAACGCCAUUUAUCACACGUUUCUAUCCACUUCUCCUACUCUCUAUAUCCCGGCCGGCUGGGAGGUUGUUCGAAAAAGUCCUCGUCUGCUGGCAGCACAGACCGAGUGGCAUAACUCAACAACCUUUCUUCAUAUUUCCUAUCUUAUCAAUCUCUCCGUAGGACAUUUAAAGGUUGGAUCUUGGUAAAAGAAAGACUUCACAAAGUCUUCUUCACCAUGACGUGCCCCGAGUCAUCCAAGAGACCGAGGUUGUCUCUUCAAACGAGACCCUCGCCAGGACCAAGCGCUAGGUCCGCAAAGGCCUUCUCAAACAUGGAUCCUAAAUCACCAACUUCCUUUAAUACCCUUACAAAUUUAUAUGCAACUGCUAUUGAAAGAUCGACGCCGGUCCAGUCGACGCCUCUAACAGCCAUCAACCUUCUUCAGCCUCUAAAACUCCAAACUAACACGGAAGCUCUAAAGGCCCACAGGCCUAGAGUGGAAACGCCGCACACCGCAGCCUUGCCGGAUACUCCGCUAUCUGCGAAUCCCAUCUCUCCACCUCAACAGAUGGAUAUGGUAUUUCCGAGUACCAUGACAGCAACUCCUCCUAUGUCUGCUGGGCCAGUUGAGUCAUCCGAGCCUAGCAAGUUUACGUUCGCCCCCGCCGACUCGAGCAAACAGGGAUUUCUACGCUCUCCUACUCAGACACGCCGCCGAGUGAUAUACGCACCUUACGGAUCACCCGCGAAAGCUCCGUAUAGCCGCGACAAGUCUCUCCAUAGUAUAUUACGCAACUCACCUUUGCCCCCGCCGAGCGCUAUAUCACCGAUGUCUCCGAGGAGACAAUCACUUCGAUUACAAGAAAAAGCCGCUAGGCACGUAGGAUAUGUAUCUCCACUAACUCAGACUAUUACAACCGAGAAGUAUACCAAGUCUCAUAUCGACCUCCUUGCCGAUGAAGCAUCUCCUUAUACGCCCUCUCCAAGCGCGGAAGACUCCGAAAUGCUACUCGAUCUUGCAAUGGCGUAUACGGGCGAUGAAACCCGUGAUGGAGGUCAGACACCAGGGCCUUUUGAGGAAAUGCGGAGGCGCAUGACACAACUUGGUACAGACACACCAAUCCACUCACCAAGACCAGAUGGAAUACGCAAGCGUAAGAGAAAGGACAAGAAGAGAAAGUGGGUCUGGACAAUCGGGCAAGACGAUGAAGAGAAUGAGAGUGGUGCGAUAGCCGCUCUUAGAGUGGCCACGGAGGCCUCAACUCCGGAACCCGUGACCGCAAUUAAAGUCAGCGUUGAACCUAUUAGUUCGGAGCCGGAGGCAUCUUCAGACCGAGAGGAUAUUGAGAUGUCUGAUGCGGGUAGUAUGCUCUCGAGUAGGGCUACAACACCCCACAGCGUCGAUUUAGAUAUGAAAACUCCGACCGUAGUUGCACCGAACAAAUCGCUUCCGAAACUAGAAAGGCUAGGGUCUACAGAUCUUAUUGAUCCCGAGACGGGUUCUAGGAGGGAUACACCUAUUCCUCCGGAUCUAGUGGUCGCUGACCAGGCGUAAUUGGUUUAAU
Messenger RNA from Hypoxylon trugodes, 1742 nucleotides. RefSeq lists its product as uncharacterized. The record is from RefSeq and is a predicted model, not a curated record. NCBI's taxonomy places the organism in Eukaryota, Fungi, Ascomycota, Sordariomycetes, Xylariales, Hypoxylaceae. The coding region runs from base 413 to 1732 and encodes 439 amino acids. The transcript has a single exon.